GAGCAGGAGGGUGGAGGUUAUUGUUCAGUUGCAUCACUGGAAUCGCUCUUCUCACCAUUGCUUUUCCAAAUACCUUACUCCAGAAAGAUGAAGAUCUUCUGUGUAUUUCCUUUGUGCUUGAUGGGAGUGUUUGCAGCCCCAAGCUUCAAUCCUCUAUUGAAUGAACCUUGGAAGCAGUGGAAGAGUUGGCAUCACAAAAGUUAUGAGCAGAGAGAAGAAGGUUGGAGAAGAAUGGUGUGGGAAAAGAACCUUCGAAAAAUUGAACUUCACAACUUAGAAUAUUCACUUGGAAAACAUUCAUUCAAAAUGGGAAUGAACCACUUUGGAGACAUGCCGAAUGAAGAAUUCAGACAGGUUAUGAAUGGGUAUAAGUCAAAACAAACUGUGAAGAAGACUCGAGGUUCUCUAUAUUUGGAGCCCAACUUUCUGGAGGCACCCAGGAAGGUUGAUUGGCGUAAACAUGGAUAUGUCACUCCAGUUAAAGACCAGGGUCAAUGUGGUUCAUGCUGGGCAUUCAGUACCACUGGAGCCCUUGAAGGCCAGCACUUCAGAAAGACUGGCAAGCUUGUCUCACUCAGUGAACAGAAUCUUGUGGAUUGUUCUAAACCUGAGGGAAAUGAAGGAUGUAAUGGUGGACUGAUGGACCAAGCAUUCCAAUAUGUACAGGAUAAUGGCGGAAUUGACUCCGAGGAGUCCUAUCCUUAUCUUGGAACGGAUGAUAAUCCUUGUCACUAUGAUCCCACAUACAAUGCUGCUAAUGAUACUGGGUUUGUAGAUAUUGCCAGUGGUAACGAGAGAGCCAUGAUGAAAGCGGUUGCUGAAGUUGGACCGGUUUCUGUAGCCAUUGAUGCAAGCCAUGAGUCAUUCCAGUUCUAUGAAUCUGGUAUCUACUAUGAAGUUGACUGCAGCUCAAAAGACCUUGACCAUGGUGUACUAGUAGUAGGAUAUGGUUAUGAAAGAGAUGACGUAGAUGGAGAUAAAUUUUGGAUCGUAAAAAACAGCUGGAGUGACCAGUGGGGUGACAAAGGAUAUAUACUGAUGGCCAGAAACAGACAUAACAACUGUGGAAUUGCAACAGCAGCAAGCUACCCUCUAGUAUAAAUAUUGAAUUGCCUUAUUUGAAAUAUAAGUUAAUGAGUAUUAAGAUGCUGUGCUCUAGACGUUUCAAUAAGCCAGCUGUCCCGGACAUGAAGGUGUUCUAUUAUUUCCCUGCCGGAAUUGAAUUUUCCUUUUAUCUGGAGCUGUUCUGAUUUUGUUAUUGGAUUCUGUUGUCAAACUAGAAAACUCAAUUGAAAGAAGACUGGUUUGAAUGGCCUGACCAUUGGAAACAGAUGGGGGGGAAAAAAGCAACAUAAAUGUUAACUUUCAGCUAGUGUUACAUAAUUACAAUUUUUUAAUAAGCUGUUUUAUGAAAUACUUCAUGCCAAAUUGAUUCAUUUAUAAUGAUGUUCAACUAACUGUCAUUUAGUGUUUUUAAACUGUGUAACUGCUGAGCAAUGCAUAAUAAAAUGUUGCUCUUA
Molecule: messenger RNA, 1520 nt
Organism: Chiloscyllium plagiosum (whitespotted bambooshark)
Lineage: Eukaryota; Metazoa; Chordata; Chondrichthyes; Orectolobiformes; Hemiscylliidae
Gene: ctsla
Product: cathepsin La
Biological process (GO): proteolysis
Molecular function (GO): cysteine-type peptidase activity
Source: RefSeq, a predicted model, not a curated record